AUGCUGCGCGCGCAGCGCGUCAGCUACUUCCGCAGCCUGCCGUGGCAGCACGAGAUUCCGGUGAAGGAGUUUGAUCUCACGCCCAGAUGUCGUGUGGAGGACACAGGCCGGAUUUCCACCAACACCAAGGAGCUCUACACCUUCUGUAUACACCCAGAGCUUCCCAAGCCGUGUCUGGUGGGAACCAAGGACCCUGAGCUAGUGGCGGUGUGGAUGCAAGCGAUCAGGGAGACAAUAGAACAUAACGUGGCGCCCACUAUCAGAAUGCCGCUCACUCGCCCCACCAGCACCAACAGCCUAUCGGACGAGGAGGAGGGGGAAACGCCCCCACACCCCAACAUGUCCUCCUGUCGUGACUCUAUGGACAGCAGUGAGCCAUUCGACGGGGACGAGAUGGGAGCAGACGACUUGCCAACACCGCAGCGAGUGCUGCUCGACAGACGAGGCUCCAUUGGCUUUGGCCCCCCAAUGGAGCUGGGCGGCAUGCUGGAGGCCAUGGUGGCGAUGCGCAGUGCAUCAACAGCAUCAGGGAUCGCAUCCGACGGCUCCUGGCGCCUCAUCAAGCUAUCCAACGGGCUGCGCUUCUUUGAGGAGUUGAACGAGGAGCGCGGGCAGGCGGGCAUGUGUGGCAGUCUGCCGUGUCUGAGUGCCGUGGGAACAGUGGACGCUCCCAGUGACGCCGUCUUCCGACUCGUGCUCGACCUCUCCUCCUCGCGCAACGAGUGGGACGUGGCAUACGGGGGUGCACGAAUGGUAGAAGCUCAAGACGGUCACACGGACUGCAUCCACUACCGCUUCCGACCGCUCCCAGUCGGCUUCGGCCCCUUCACCCUCACAGCGCGCGACGUGUGCCUGCGGCGCUACUGGCAGCGCACAGGCGACGGCUGCUACGUGGUCCUUUACCAAUCCAUGGAGCACCCCCUAUGCCCCCCUGUCAUGGGCUGUGUGCGUGCCAAUCUCACCUACGGAGGGUUUAUCAUCGCCCCAGCGGGGCCGUCCGCGAUCGGACGGUCGGUAGUGAUGCACGUGUUGCAGAUGGAUGCAAAGGGGUUGCUGCCGAUGUGCAGCGGUGUUGCGACCGAAGUGCAUUUCUACCUGCUGUCGAGGGUUGCGGGCAUUCGGGAGUUUUUCGCGCAGACGAGGGGGGAUUCACUGGCUGCGCUGCUAGGGUUGAGGGAUACCCAGCAGGCUACAGCUGCUGCUACAGCCGCGGCUGUAGCGGCUGCAGAAGGGAGGGAGCUUGGAGGGGGUGGGAGGAAGGGGAGCAGGCGGGAGCGGGAGGACGGGCGGAUUGGACCAAUACCAGAAGGGGGAGGGGAGGGGUUUGAUGAGGUGGAGGGGGUGGGACGAGAGAGGAGGAGAGGCAGCAGUGGGGACGUUAUGGGUGGUGAGUUCAGCGGUAGCGAUGCCGGGAGCACUGUAUCAGAGCCCUUACCCGGCACUAGCAGUUUCUUUGGAGCAAGAGGAGCAGGAACAGCAGCAGGAGACGCAGCAGUUGCUGCUAAGGCUCUCCUGACUGAAACUCUCCCUGUGGCCUCUCCUCGGUUCUGGCAGCUAGGUUCCCGACCCUCCACCGGGUCUCGACUAGCUGGUUCGGCAAGGGCGGCAGGUUCGGUAGACCCAUGGGCAUGGGCGUACAAGACGGGGAACCUGGCCCGGGGGUCGCCGAUGGGGGGGAUUAACUGCUGGAGCGAGGCGGAGGUUCGGAACUUUACAGUGCGGUCGAAGAGCUAUUUGAGGGAUAAGAUGAAGCAGAGUGCGGGGCAGCCGGGGAUGGCGCUGGUGGCUGUGGAUUGGCUGAAGCGCGUUGAGAGGAUUGAUCAUGUGGUGGAGCUCAAGCGCACCCCCGUGCAUGGAAUGCGCGAGCUGAUGGCCAGCAGUGACGCCUCGUCGCGGCCAUACUUUUUCAUUGUGAAUAUGCAGGUGCCGGCAGCGCAGCAGUACAGCAUGGUGUUCUACUGGGCCAUGGAGGAGCCGCCCACAGAUUCAUCCAUGCUAGGGCAGUUCAUCAACGGGGACGACAUCUUCCGCAACUCACGCUUCAAGCUCAUUCCCCGCAUCCACCAGGUGGGUGUGAGAGUGCACUGCGCCGUGUGCACUGUUUUGCAUCUAUGA
Closterium sp. Naga37s-1 is the source of this 2115-nucleotide messenger RNA. Lineage: Eukaryota; Viridiplantae; Streptophyta; Zygnematophyceae; Desmidiales; Closteriaceae. The record is from the annotation of a GenBank genome assembly.